Lolium perenne is the source of this 2504-nucleotide messenger RNA. Its product is annotated as anoctamin-like protein Os01g0706700. NCBI's taxonomy places the organism in Eukaryota, Viridiplantae, Streptophyta, Magnoliopsida, Poales, Poaceae. The record is from RefSeq and is a predicted model, not a curated record. Gene Ontology annotation, biological process: chloride transmembrane transport. Gene Ontology annotation, molecular function: chloride channel activity.
ACGAAACCGGCUCCUCUUCCCGUCCCUUCCCAAUCCGUUGCACCCCCCGCGCCUCUCCGCCGUUCCCAACGCCACUCUUCCAUUCCCCUUUUCCCUCUCUCCCCUUGUUUAUUCCUCCCCCCGCACCCGCAUUCCCCCAAUCUCUACCCUGCCCUGCCCCUAUGCGGAUCCGCCUCCUAGCAUCCGCCGCCUGCUGACCCGGCGGCGCGCGGAGAUGGGAGCGGCGCCGGUGGACGAGGAGGCCACGGGGUUCGAAGUCGGCAUCGUCGUGCCAAAGCUCCCGCGCGCCGCCGCAGCCGACGGCGGGGAGCACUGCCUCGCGCUGCUCGUGCGGGAGCUCGAGGACGUCGGCCUGCUCGUCGACCGCGUACGCGGCGUGCCCGCAGAGUUCAUCAAGCUUUCCGCGCCCAUGGGCACCCUGGGGAGAGCCGCCGCCGAGAUGCAGAUGAAGAAGCUAACCUACAUCGGAAUGGAGCUGCAGUUUGAAUGGGACCAGGUCGCCGCCUUCGUCACGCAGCCCGACGGCUCCCUCUUCAGCUGGCGGGAGCGCUUCACAUGCUUCCGCUACUUGAUUUACGGCAUCGUCAACAAGAUGGACUCUGAUAUAUCCCUUAAAUUUGAUGAUAAAGAGUUUCAUUGGAAACAGAAUGAGUCGCUGUUACGCAGGCUCGAAGACGAAGGGGUUGUGAAGCUAGUCUUCCCUUUGCAUGAUGAAAUUAAAAGGAAGCAGCUCCUCAGAAAUUGGGCACUGAACUGGCAUGACUUCACAUGGCAACCUAUCGAUGAAGUUUACUCCUAUUUUGGAACCAAGAUUGCUACAUAUUUUGCUUUCCUAGGAAUGUAUACGCGUUGGCUAUUCUUUCCAGCCGUAUCUGGACUGGCCACUCAGCUGAUAGAUUUUGGGUCAUUGCAGUGGCUGGUUCUUCCUGCUUUCUUUAUCUUCGUGAUUUCUUGGGCUGUCUUCUUUUUGCAAUUUUGGAAACGGAAGAAUUCAGCACUUCUUGCUAGGUGGGGCAUUAAUUAUUCAAUUGCAGAAUACAAAGCUUCUGCUAAUGAACUGGACCCUUUAAGGCAUCCUCAGUCUGUUGAAUGUGUGGAGGAAAAGAAAUUUGAUGAUGCGCCUGCUGAGAAAAGAAGAUUGCAGAGAAAUGAGUGGUCUGGUGUCCUUCUUAGAAUUAGGAACAAUGCCAUUAUUGUGUUGGGUAUUAUUUGUCUUCAGCUGCCAUUUGAGUUGGCCUAUGCUCAUUUGUAUGAAAAGACUGAAACUGAGGCUGUAAGGUAUGUGUUGACUGCAGCAUAUCUUGUUGCAAUUCAAUACUAUACCAGGAUAGGUGGAAAGGUGUCUGUCAUUCUAAUAAAGUACGAAAACAACCAAGGAGAACAGUCUAGUGCUGAUAGUUUGAUUUAUAAGGUCUUCGGUCUAUACUUUAUGCAGUCGUACAUUGGGUUGUUUUACCAUGCUUCUCUUUAUCGUGACAUUUUGAGACUCCGGAAAGUUCUUAUUCAGCGCCUCGUUGUGUCCCAGGUGUUGGAAAAUCUGAUUGAGAAUUCUUUUCCAUAUCUCAAAUACAGCUACAAAAAGUACAAAGCUGUUCACAAGAAAAGACAAGAGAAAGAAUCACCAUCAGGGAAGUCAGUUCGAUUAACAACAAGAGUGGAGAAAGAAUAUUUAAAACCCUCCUAUACCGCAAGCAUUGGAGAAGAGCUUGAAGAUGGUCUGUUUGAUGAUUUUCUUGAGCUAGCUCUUCAGUUUGGGAUGAUCAUGAUGUUUGCAUGUGCGUUUCCCUUGAUAUUCUGCUUUGCUGCCCUGAACAAUGUUACUGAAAUAAGAGCGGACGCAUUGAAGUUGUUAGUCAUGUUGAAAAGACCUGUUCCACGUGCUGCAGCUACAAUUGGAGCGUGGUUGAACAUAUUCCAGUUCCUGAUCGUAAUGGCAAUCUGCACCAACUGCUUGCUUCUUGUUUGCUUGUACGAUGAGGAGGGUAAGUGGAGGAUUGAGCCAGGACUCGCGGCAAUCCUUAUAAUGGAGCAUGCUCUCCUCUUAAUCAAGUUUGGUUUCUCACACUUUGUCCCUGAGGAGCCUGCAUGGGUGAGAGCAAAUCGUGUGCGGUACGUAGCUCAGGCACAAACUGUCUGCUCUAAGCAACUCUUGAGGAGCAUCUCAAAACUGGAUACGAAGUGGGAGUGAGGACCUUCUGUAUUAGAAGGCAAAGCUAGUUUUGUAAAUUAGGAUAGAGUUUAGAUUCGUCUCGGGUAGGUAGCGUAGAAAUUUUAGUGGUCUAACUACUGAGUACUGACGCCCUGUUGCUGCUAACUGUUCCAAUUGCUAAAUGUAGAUAUUGCUACAUAAUCUAUAGGAGUAUGGGUUGGGGCCAUGUUGCCCUUAUUGUAAGGAUGUAGAGGGUGUUACUUGCAAGCUGAGAUAUAUAUGUGGUGCGAUUUUGUACAGACCGCACCAUGGCUCAACAGCAAAGCAACUUCAAUUGUUCGAUUUGCAGAGGAAA